This is a messenger RNA of Lates calcarifer (barramundi perch), 1528 nucleotides long. It is a transcript of the gene cfl2, whose product is annotated as cofilin 2 (muscle). Bases 120 to 620 code for a protein of 166 amino acids. Gene Ontology annotation, biological process: actin filament severing; actin filament fragmentation; cell motility. Gene Ontology annotation, cellular component: actin cytoskeleton; actin cortical patch; cytoplasm. Gene Ontology annotation, molecular function: actin filament binding. The transcript has 4 exons. NCBI's taxonomy places the organism in Eukaryota, Metazoa, Chordata, Actinopteri, Centropomidae. The record is from RefSeq and is a predicted model, not a curated record.
CCUCCCUCCUCCCCCCUCCUCUCUCCUCCUCCGGUCGGCCGGCCACAUUCCCCGCUACCUUUCACCCCAGAGAAACCCCGAUCAGACGGCGAAGCACCGCGGACAAACCCCGGGACAACAUGGCGUCAGGUGUGACAGUGAACGAUGAGGUCAUCAGGGUGUUCAACGACAUGAAGGUGAGGAAGUCUUCGACCCAGGACGAGGUGAAGAAGAGGAAGAAGGCAGUCCUGUUCUGCCUGAGUGAGGACAGGAAGAAGAUCAUCGUGGAGGAGGGGAAGCAGAUCCUGGUGGGAGACAUCGGAGAGACCGUGGACGACCCCUACGCCUGCUUUGUCAAGCUCCUCCCCCUCAACGACUGCAGAUACGGCCUGUACGACGCCACCUACGAGACCAAGGAGUCCAAGAAGGAGGACCUCGUCUUCAUCUUCUGGGCUCCGGAGAGCGCUCCACUGAAGAGUAAGAUGAUCUACGCCAGCUCUAAAGAUGCCAUCAAAAAGAAGUUUACAGGUAUCAAACACGAGUGGCAGGUGAACGGGCUGGAUGACAUCCAGGACCGCACCACGCUGGCCGAGAAGCUGGGUGGGAACGUGGUGGUGUCUCUGGAGGGCAAGCCGCUGUGAUGUCACUGCGGCGAGCCGAGCGGAGCCAAGCCAACCGCCGUGCCAUCCGGACCGAAGCACCUGACCCCACCUGAACACCGCCGCUUCACCCAGCAGCUUGCUCUGUCUGUAUCCAUGUCCUGAAGGAGUUAGCGUCUUUAGGCCUCUUUGUUUUCUUUUUGUUUUUGUUCGUUUUUGCUUUUUUUCCAACAUGAAGAAGAUCUCAUUAACAUAAUGAUAUGCAAACACCUCCCAGUUUGUUGCCACAUGACUUCUGUUCACCUGGCAGAAAAAAAACAAACAAAUCGACACACUACCAAACCCCAGGAAGGUUGUCUCUCUCUCACAGCCAGAGUUUUGCCAAAAAGUCGAUGUGAAGGAAGCAGCCGCUUGUGUCGGAGACGAGCGCCGCGACGCUCCGCCUCCUGCAGCACACGGGUUUUUACAUAUGACUUUAUUUAUUAUUGUAAAGUGUUGUUUCUUCUCCAGUAUGUUCAAACCAGGCAGACACAUUGUUAGACUAUGCAUUCAGAAGAGAAGAAGAAGAAGAUUAUUACCCAGCACUUUUUGUUCAAACACUACAGGUUGAGACAGAAAAGAUCCUGACGUUAAAUUCUCUGUAUUUAUGUCACCACGCUAACGUUUGUUUACCUCAGUUUUCAUUCCUGUCGGACUCACCGUCAUUCUAGCUGUUUGGUCGUCGCCUUACUUUCAGUUUGAAUGUAACCGUCACACCAGAGUUAGUUAGAGUGCACUUUUAUUUUGUAAAGAAACACUACAGGAAGCAGAUUUGACCCCAGCAGUGAGAGACGACCCCACAACAACAACAACAACAACAAGAACACAACGACAUCUGGAGCCUUAAAGUGGAACGUUGUUUCUGAGAUCACAGGAAGCCACUUUGCAAUAAAAGCCUGUGGCAGAUCUGA